AUGUCGGCGAAUUCCCCAAACUCAGCACUACUCGUUGCUGUCGCAAUCGCUUUGCUGGUUGUGUCAGGGCCAACACACGCGUGGUGGUGCAAAGGGCACAUGGUGGUGAAUGAGAUUGCCAAGCGCCACUUGAACCAGAACGCGGCUGCAUUGGUGGAGGCGGCGGCAGCCAACCUCAGCCUCAGUGGGCCAUUUCCACAGUUUAUUGAUUUUGUGCAGAGCGGCUGCUGGGCCGAUGAUCUCAAGUCCUUUGGGCUUGAUGUCAUGGAAACCUGGCAUUUUAUUGACACCCCAUACAACCCGCAGAAGGUGCCCAUCAAUAAGGAUCCUGUGGCGACGGUAAAUGUAAAAACUGCUAUCGAGUCCCUGACAAAGACUCUGAAGAAGUAUAAGAAAAAACCGGUUCCCUACGUUAUCAGUUUUGCCAUCGCGAAUCUCGCCCACUUUUACGGGGACAUCCACCAGCCUCUGCACUCCAUUACCUUGUUUUCUCCUGCGUACCCAGACGGCGACAGGGGCGGUAAUCUUGAGGUGGUGCAAGUCCGUGGUGCCACGAUGAAGCUGCAUGCGGUGUGGGACUCCAUUUGCCAGGGUGAGCAGCCAGACCCGCCACGACCGUUAAGCAGCAAGGAAUACGCGAAGCUGAGGGCGUAUGCCGACUAUCUAGAGGACACGUACAAGCCCACAGCAGCGGAGAAGAGUGAAACAAACGUGACUGUGAUGGCAGGGGAGAGCUACAAGAUUGGCGUGGAGGUCGUCUACCCUGGAGUUCGGAACGGUGUGGAACUCACGCAGGAUUACCUUGAGCGUUGCAAGGCGGCUGCAGAGCUGCGGCUGGUACUUGCCGGGCACCGACUAGCCGCGGUACUUAAUCAGGUGUUCAGUGACGUUGCCACAGACCAGAGCCCGAAAUCAAAGCCACAUUGUCGUGGCCCAUGUUCCUUUUUGCAGGUAUAUUUUAGCUAG
Messenger RNA from Trypanosoma conorhini, 966 nucleotides. Its product is annotated as class I nuclease-like protein. The record is from RefSeq and is a predicted model, not a curated record. Bases 1 to 966 code for a protein of 321 amino acids. Gene Ontology annotation, molecular function: endonuclease activity; nucleic acid binding. The transcript has a single exon. Lineage: Eukaryota; Euglenozoa; Kinetoplastea; Trypanosomatida; Trypanosomatidae. Gene Ontology annotation, biological process: DNA catabolic process.